AUGCCGUCUCGUGCUCGACUUCCAAGGUUGCAACCAACAACUCCUAUCCAUUGCGUAGUACCCAAUUGCUGCGACUUCUUCACGUCCCCGCACCCUCAUUACCCAAAGGAAGUCAUUGGCAUGGCCAAGUGUGAAGACGCUUCGUACGACAGCGCUAGUGCAGUUGACCCCGUCACCUCAGAGACGACCAGCGAAGAUGUCGACAACGAUCGAGAAGCUGUAGAAAGCGAUGCGUUCGAAAGAGAAGACAGUGCUGCUGCUACUGCUGCCUCCAACAACUCAAGCGGAUCUCAACCCGGCGACGAGUUUGAGAUGUGGGAUUACGUCUGUCCGCAGUACGCGCGACGUUUCUACGCUAGCGAGUGGAUCUAA
Messenger RNA from Hyaloperonospora brassicae, 372 nucleotides. The record is from the annotation of a GenBank genome assembly. Lineage: Eukaryota; Oomycota; Peronosporomycetes; Peronosporales; Peronosporaceae.